GCCUGAAACAAAGUCAGCAGUUAGCAGUGGCCAUGGCACAGAGAAGCACCUAUUAGAUGCCUAGCGCUGGGCUGGGUGCAGUGAACUGGCAGACAAAGUCACAACUCAGCCCCAGCCCUCCAGACGCACAGGAUCUCUUUAGAGAAACUAAGCAUCAAGCAGUGUGGCAUCAUCAACAACUCGCUUGGUUGGGUAUGCUUUUGACAGAUGCCUGUUGCCUUGCAGGGCCCCCCAUGGGUACUUCAGGCCUCUCAAAUUACAAAGCUGCUUCACAAAACCUUCUUCGAAACCUGAACAAAGCCCAGGCCUCUCCCCACCAACCUUCAUCAGCAUUAGUAUUGACGGGACACUCCAAGGGGUCAAGCAGCCAAAUCACCUUUCCCUCCCCUCUCCUCACAGAGGCUCUCCAGGGCUACACUUGGACUCCACGAAACAACAAAGAGCUGCAAGCACAGAAGCAGCUUCAUAAGCAACAAGGCAGGUUGAAAAGACCGAGAACCAGGAAACACUGAGUCCAGAUGAUGUAGCCUAUGAAAUACAAGCCCCCGCAAAAGCUACUAUUCUCCAGAGCGUCACCAAGCACGGAGACCCCGAAAGAAAGCAACCCUCACCUUUGUUGGCCCUUACCACUGGCCUAAACCUCUCCCUCUUCCCUGGAAAGCCACUGUGGAAAGACCAAGUCUUAAGUAUGUGGGAUUCGGAAGGUGCAAGGCUACAGACUGCUCAGACAAGGCAAAGAAAGCUGCCUCAGCAGCACCCAAGCUGCAGAGAUGCACAAACACUCCCAAGGCCACAAGGUACCUGUGACACAGGGUGCCAGCCCUGCUGCUGCCUGUAGCAUCCUCAAAACUAAAUCGCAGCCAUCUCCCUGUGACAGAUUAGAAAAUGAAGACCUCGGCCUGGCCCAAGGUCACAGCCUGAGUGACAAGCCAGGGAAGGGGGCUGGGGAAGACACUCUGGCCCCAAGGCCCUUCUUUUUGUCGACUUUUCCACAUACAAGACAGACCAACCGAGCACUUGUCACGGGAGGACACCAAAGCAGACGGCCUGGCCACCAAGGGAGGCAGGCACCUCCGUGCGACGCCCCCUCCCCUCCCGCCGGCCGCAGGGAACGCGACGGUCCUCGGUCGCCUGCGUUUCGCGAAGACGCCCCCGCCCGGCUCCUCCGGGCCUCGAGCCGCGGGAGGCGCUGGACCCUCCGCUCUUUCGCCUCCCGAGCGGGGCCUGCUCCUCCAGGUCGGGACGACGUGGAGGCGGCGCCGGAGGAGACCCGCGCGCUCUACCGGGAGUACCGCACUCUGAAGCGUACCACGGGCCAGACCGGCGGCGGGCCCCGCAGCUCCGAGUCGCUCCCCGCGGCGGCCGAAGAGGCGCCAGAGCCCCGCUGCUGGGGGCCCCAUCUGAAUCGGGCUGCGACCAAGAGUCCACAGCCUACGCCAGGGCGGAGCUGCCAGGGCUCGGUGCCGGACUACGGGCAGCGGCUCAAGGCCAAUCUCAAAGGCACCCUGCAGGCCGGACCAGCCCUGGGCCGCAGACCCUGGCCUCUAGGAAGAUCCUCAUCCAAGACGUCCACCCCAAAGCCCCCAGGUACAGGGCCUGUUCCUUCCUUUGCAGAAAAAGUCAGUGAUGAGCCUCCACAGCUCCCUGAGCCCCAGCCAAGGCCAGGCCGGCUCCAGCAUCUGCAGGCAUCCCUGAGCCAGCGGCUGGGCUCCCUAGAUCCUGGCUGGUUACAGCGAUGUCACAGUGAGGUCCCAGAUUUUCUGGGGGCCCCCAAAACCUGCAGGCCUGAUCUAGGCUCAGAGGAAUCACAACUUCUGAUCCCUGGUGAGUCGGCUGUGCUUGGUCCUGGUGCUGGCUCCCAGGGCCCAGAGGCUUCAGCCCUCCAAGAAGUCAGCAUCCGUGCAGGGAGCCCCCAGCCCAGCAGCAGUGGAGGCAAGAAGCGGAGACGGAAUGAGGAGCCCUGGGGGAGCCCCGCACAGGUCCAGCAGGAGAGCAGCCAAGCUGGACCCCCAUCAGAGGGGGCUGGGGCUGUAGCACUUGAGGAAGACCUUCCAGGGGAACCUGUACAGGCACAGCCACCUCAGCCCUGCAGCAGCCCAUCGAACCCCAGGUACUACGGACUCAGCCCCUCCAGUCAAGCUAGGGCUGGGAAGGCUGAGGGCACAGCCCACCUGCACAUCUUCCCUAGGCUGGCCCGCCAUGACAGGGGCAAUUACGUACGGCUCAACAUGAAGCAGAAACACUACGUGCGGGGCCGGGCACUCCGUGGCAGGCUCCUCCGCAAGCAGGUAAGACAGCGACGGGCCAGGACAGGCAUUCCCUUUCCCUCCCCUCAGCCCUCCUGUAUUUCCCGCCCAGUGACCCUCCUAUGUGGGCACCCCCCAGGCAUGGAAGCAGAAGUGGCGGAAGAAAGGGAAGUGUUUUGGGGGGGGUGGUGCCACAGUCACAACCAAGGAGUCUUGUUUCCUGAACGAGCAGUUCGAUCGCUGGGCAGCCCAGUGUCCCCGGCCAGUGAGGAAGACACAGACCCUGUUGGGCCUGAGCCACUGGUUCCUUCACCACAACCUGUACCUGAGGUGCCCAGCCUGGACCCCACCGUGCUGCCACUCUACUCCCUGGGGCCCUCAGGGCAGCUGGCAGAGACGCCGGCUGAGGUGUUCCAGGCCCUGGAGCAGCUGGGGCACCAAGCCUUUCGCCCUGGGCAGGAGCGUGCAGUCAUGCGGAUCCUGUCUGGCAUCUCCACGCUGCUGGUGCUGCCUACAGGUGCCGGCAAGUCCCUGUGCUACCAGCUCCCGGCGCUGCUCUACACCCGGCGCAGCCCCUGCCUCACGUUGGUCGUCUCUCCCCUGCUGUCACUCAUGGAUGACCAGGUGUCUGGCCUGCCACCAUGUCUCAAGGCGGCCUGUAUACACUCAGGCAUGACCAGGAAGCAACGGGAAUCUGUCCUGCAGAAGAUUCGGGCAGCCCAGGUACAUGUGCUGAUGCUGACACCUGAGGCGCUGGUGGGGGCGGGAGGCCUCCCUCCAGCCGCACAGCUGCCUCCAGUUGCUUUUGCCUGCAUUGAUGAGGCCCACUGCCUCUCCCAGUGGUCCCACAACUUCCGGCCCUGCUACCUGCGCGUCUGCAAGGUGCUUCGGGAGCGCAUGGGCGUGCACUGCUUCCUGGGCCUCACAGCCACAGCCACACGCCGCACUGCCAGUGACGUGGCACAGCACCUGGCUGUGGCUGAAGGGCCUGACCUCCAUGGGCCAGCCCCAGUUCCCGCCAACCUGCACCUUUCCGUGUCCAUGGACAGGGACACAGACCAGGCACUGUUGACGCUGCUGCAAGGCAAACGUUUUCGAAACCUGGAUUCCAUUAUCAUUUACUGCAACCGGCGCGAGGACACAGAGCGGAUCGCUGCGCUUCUCCGAACCUGCCUGCACGCAGCCCGGGUCCCAGGGUCUGGAGGUGCGGCAUGGACAGAGCUGGUGUCCCCAUGGACCCACCUUGGGCACACAUGGUCCUAUCCCACUGACCAUCUGCCUGUCUUCCCCAAAGGUCAUGCCCCCAAAACCACGGCUGAGGCCUACCACGCGGGCAUGUGCAUCCGGGAACGGCGGCGGGUACAGCGAGCCUUCAUGCAGGGCCAGUUGCGGGUGGUGGUGGCCACGGUGGCCUUUGGGAUGGGGCUGGACCGGCCAGAUGUGCGGGCUGUGCUGCAUCUGGGGCUGCCCCCAAGCUUCGAGAGCUACGUGCAGGCCGUGGGCCGGGCCGGGCGUGACGGGCAGCCUGCCCACUGCCACCUCUUCCUGCAGCCCCAGGGCGAAGACCUGCGAGAGCUGCGCAGACACGUGCACGCCGACAGCACGGACUUCCUGGCUGUGAAGAGGCUGGUACAGCGCGUGUUCCCAGCCUGCACCUGCACCUGCACCAGGCCACCCUCGGAGCAGGAAGGGGCCGUGGGUGGGGAGAGGCCUGUGCCCAAGUACCCCCCUCAAGAGGCUGAGCAGCUUGGCCACCAAGCAGCCCCAGGACCCAGAAGGGUCUGCAUGGGCCAUGAGCGGGCACUCCCAAUACAGCUUACCGUACAGGCUUUGGACAUGCCGGAGGAGGGUGAGGAACCUGGGGUAAGCCACAGGGGUGUGGAGGGGCUGUCCCCGCGUCCCCUGAGCCCUGCUCUGCCCCCAGCCAUUGAGACUUUGCUGUGCUACCUGGAGCUGCACCCACACCACUGGCUGGAGCUGCUGGCGACCACCUAUACCCAUUGCCGUCUGAACUGCCCUGGGGGCCCUGCCCAGCUCCAGGCCCUGGCCCACAGGUGUCCCCCUUUGGCUGUGUGCUUGGCCCAGCGGCUGCCUGAGGACCCAGGGCAAGGCAGCAGCUCCGUGGAGUUUGACAUGGUCAAGCUGGUGGACUCCAUGGGCUGGGAGCUGGCCUCUGUGCGGCGGGCUCUCUGCCAGCUGCAGUGGGACCACGAGCCCAGGACAGGUGUGCGGCGUGGGACAGGGGUGCUUGUGGAGUUCAGUGAGCUGGCCUUCCACCUUCGCAGCCCGGGGGACCUGACCGCUGAGGAAAAGGACCAGAUCUGUGACUUCCUCUAUGGCCGUGUGCAGGCCCGGGAGCGCCAGGCCCUGGCCCGUCUGCGCAGAACCUUCCAGGCCUUUCACAGCGUAGCCUUCCCCAGCUGCAGGCCCUGCCUGGAGCAGCAGGAUGAGGAGCGCAGCACCAAGCUCAAGGACCUGCUCGGCCGCUACUUUGAGGAAGAGGAAGAGCAAGGGCAGGAGCCGGGAGGCAUGGAGGAUGCACAGGGCCCCGAGCCAGGGCAGGCCAGACUCCAGGAUUGGGAGGACCAGGUCCGCUGCGACAUCCGCCAGUUCCUGUCCCUGAGGCCAGAGGAGAAGUUCUCCGGCAGGGCUGUGGCCCGCAUCUUCCACGGCAUCGGAAGCCCCUGCUACCCGGCCCAGGUGUAUGGGCAGGACCGACGCUUCUGGAGAAAAUACCUGCACCUGAGCUUCCAUGCCCUGGUGGGCCUGGCCACGGAAGAGCUCCUGCGGGUGGCCCGCUGACUGCACUGCGUUGGGGGAUGUCGGGUAGAGCUGGGGUUGUCAGAGGCUAGGGCAGUGACUGAGGACCUGGGCAAAACCUGCCACAGGGUGUGGGAACGAGGAGGCUCCAAAAUGCAGAAUAAAAAAUGCUCACUUUGUUUUUA
This is a messenger RNA of Gorilla gorilla gorilla (western lowland gorilla), 5191 nucleotides long. It is a transcript of the gene RECQL4, whose product is annotated as RecQ like helicase 4. Gene Ontology annotation, biological process: telomere maintenance; DNA replication; double-strand break repair via homologous recombination. The record is from RefSeq and is a predicted model, not a curated record. Lineage: Eukaryota; Metazoa; Chordata; Mammalia; Primates; Hominidae. Bases 771 to 5048 code for a protein of 1425 amino acids. Gene Ontology annotation, cellular component: nucleus; chromosome; cytoplasm. The transcript has 19 exons. Gene Ontology annotation, molecular function: four-way junction helicase activity; nucleic acid binding; 3'-5' DNA helicase activity.